UCCGAACGAUGGUUGUAAGUAAAUGGAAUGGUUCCAAACAGUAUUGGGAUACUGGAUCUUGGGAUCCGUUGAUGGUCAAUCCAUUUUAUAAUUACAGCUAUCAUACGGAUGAGAAUGAGAGUUACUUCACCUAUUCGCCCUAUAAUCCUUCCACUGUAGCUAGAUUUAUAUUGGAUGUUGCUGGUCAAUUGCAGCUACAAACAUGGUCGGAUUCUACGAAACAAUGGAAUAUCAUCUGGGCUCAGCCUGAAGCACAAUGUAAGGUCUAUGCUUUAUGUGGGUCUUUUGGCACUUGCAGGCAGAGUGGAUCGUCAGUAUGUAGUUGUUUGACUGGUUUUCAGCCUAGAUCAGAGAGUAGUUGGAAUCAAAGUGAUUUCUCUGGUGGGUGUUUGAGAAAAACCAGCUUGGAUUGUGGGGAAAAUGAGGGAAAGCUCGACUUUCUCAUGGUCAAAGUCACGAGUCUCCCUCCAAAUAGGUCUAUUGCGGUUAAAAGUCCUGGAGAAUGCCAUGCUAGCUGUCUGAGGGAGUGCUCAUGUAAUGCUUACUCCAGCGUAGAUAAUCAGUGUUCUCUUUGGGGUGGAGACCUCUUGAAUCUCUCCGAAGAUAAUGUUAACGGUAAAUCAAUCUAUGUCAAGGUUGCUUCAAAAGAUCUUCCAAGUCAUAAAAAGAAUAAUAAGGUCAUCAUUGUUGCUGUAAUUGGGUCCAUCGCAGUCGUGGUUUUUGUCUUAGGUUUAUUUGUGCUCAUAAUUUAUAGAAAAAAGAGGAUGUUCGUUAAAAAAACAACAAUGGAGGGAUCGUUGGUGGUGUUUUCCUACAGAGAUUUGCAAGUAGCUACAAAAAAUUUCUCAGAGAAACUAGGAGGUGGCGGUUUUGGUUCUGUUUUCAAAGGGGUACUACAUGAUUCAUCCACUGUGGCAGUAAAAAAACUUGAAAGCUUCAACCAAGGAGAAAAGCAAUUCAGGAGCGAAGUCAGUACAAUCGGGACUGUUCAACAUGUUAAUCUAGUACGUCUUCGUGGAUUCUGUGCAGAAGGUGACAGCAAGUUAUUGGUGUAUGAUUACAUGUCGGAAGGUUCUCUACAUUCCCAUCUUUUCCAAGAAAAAAAAGUUUUAAAUUGGAAAACAAGGUAUGGUAUUGCACUUGGAAUUGCAAAAGGGUUGGUUUAUCUUCACGAGAAGUGCAUAGACUGCAUAAUUCACUGCGACAUAAAACCAGAAAACAUUCUUUUAGAUGUCGAUUUCCACCCAAGGAUUGCAGACUUUGGUUUGGCAAAGCUUGUGGGUCGAGACUUUAGUAGGGUCUUGACAACUAUGAGAGGAACAAGAGGGUAUCUAGCACCAGAAUGGUUAUCAGGGGUGGCUAUCACAGCCAAAGCAGACGUCUUUAGCUACGGAAUGAUGCUUUUUGAAUUAGUAUGUGGCAAGAGAAAUACAGAGGAAUCUGCAGAUUCGUGCUAUACAUAUUUCCCUAGUUUGGCGGCAGAUGUUGUUCUGGCUGGAGGUGAUAUUCUCAGCUUACUUGACAGCAGGUUAAACAGAGAGGCCAGUGUUAAAGAAGUCACAAAAAUAUGCAAAGUUGCAUAUUGGUGUAUCCAAGAUGCUGAAGACAGCAGGCCUUCGAUGAGUCAGGUUGUACAGAUUCUUGAGGGUGAUUCGGAUGUGAACAUGCCUCCACUUCCACAGUUGGUCCAAUUUUUUGCUGAUAAGUCAGAGCAUACUCUUUUCUUCAUCGAGUGUUCCUCAACCGGAAGAUCAGAAGUUCACAGCAACUCGCAGGUUGGCAACUCCUAGUUAAAGAGUGCAAUUCUUGAAAGCAUUGACCUUUAUUUUCUUUACUAUAUUAAAAUCUGUAAUGUGUCAUAUAGAUUAGAGGGAAAAUCGACUUUCUAUGUUUAAUUAAUAUAUCAUGGU
Molecule: messenger RNA, 1910 nt
Organism: Erigeron canadensis
Lineage: Eukaryota; Viridiplantae; Streptophyta; Magnoliopsida; Asterales; Asteraceae
Product: G-type lectin S-receptor-like serine/threonine-protein kinase At2g19130
Exons: 1
Coding region: 9-1790 (593 amino acids)
Biological process (GO): protein phosphorylation; recognition of pollen
Molecular function (GO): ATP binding; protein kinase activity
Source: RefSeq, a predicted model, not a curated record